This is a messenger RNA of Ipomoea triloba (trilobed morning glory), 2791 nucleotides long. RefSeq lists its product as uncharacterized. The coding region runs from base 852 to 2522 and encodes 556 amino acids. The transcript has 7 exons. The record is from RefSeq and is a predicted model, not a curated record. Lineage: Eukaryota; Viridiplantae; Streptophyta; Magnoliopsida; Solanales; Convolvulaceae.
CUGAUCUGUGGGCCCCUUACUAAUCCAAUCCAUCUUUAUCGUCAUCAUUGAAUUAGGGCAGAUGAACCCAACUCGAUCCUCGUGUACGCGUGAGAUCUCACGCCAUUGAUCCGCCAAGGUGCAGUCCACCAUCGUAUAUAUAUCUCCUUUUGCACCGUAAAAUCUCUCACUCUUCACUGUCCGUACACUCGCAUGGCCUUCACUUCCUCGCCGGUUAACUCCUGAAAUUUCGAGAUCAAAGUUUUUUCCGGUACCGGGAACCGCCUCGCCGACAAGUACAUGUGCAUUCUCGUUGCGUUUGCGUAUAUGUCUGCGUAUAACAUUGAAUUCCGAGCUCUUUGUUAAGUAAGGAUCCACAUUCCAAGUGUUCUUGAAUUCAAUGAUGGAAGGAAGAUACCGUGCACAUUGCUACACACUUCUGCAGCAUUUUAGUGUCUAUGGAAGGAGGAUGCUCUCAACUUUAAAUUAGGUUGUUUCUGGGAAGGGCUUUGAAUGGUCUGUUAUAUCUAAAAGUCAAUGGGUUAGAACUUGCAAGUUUCAACUAUAUCAAGCCUGCCUUUGUUCUUACUCCCAAGUCUAAAGAGUUCUUGGGCAUAGACUAGCAUCGCGAACUGGGAUCGCUCGCCAGCUAGGUCAGAUUGGAGCAAGAUUUUUUGAGAAAAAAUUCCCCUUAUUCGGGGACAAGGGGCGGAACAACCUCUCGAUCUACUUACUGCAGCCCAAAUUUAUAAGCGGUUAAACGUCGUCUAGGCGUUCCCUGUUGCUCCGAUCUCCCCUACGCCUAGGACGUUGUCUGGGCCAAGAGCCAUAGACGUCUCUCUUACAGAGUGAUCUAUAUAAGUGAUCCUGCAAUGGCUUACAAUAAUUCGACAGUUGAGCCAAAGCGUUCCCAUCAGUGGUUCAUGGAUGGCAUUGAGCCAGAGUUACUCCCCAACAAGAAACAAGCCUUUGAUGUGACAAACAACCAUUCAUUUACUGCACUUUUAAAUUCCAACAUCUCACCUUGGAUGAAUGCUUCCAGUUUCCACUCCCUACCAGGGCAGUACAGUGAGAGGCUUUUAGAUGGUGAUAUUGGAAGACCUGUUAAUUAUGAUGAUAGGAAUGUUAUGUCAAUUGGCUUUGGCGGCAGGAGUAUGGCUAGAAAGUCGGUGGAGGAUUCCUUUGGAACUGAUUCUUCAUUUGGUUUAUCGAUAGCUGAGGGCCUGGAGGAUCCUCGGUUGAGCCUAAACUAUGGAGGAAUUAGAAAAGUUAAAGUCAGCCAGGUGAAGGAUACUGAUAAAUUUAUGCCUGUGACAAUGGUUGAUAACUAUACCAUGGGAGUUAACAGUACUGUGCCAACAGAUCAUGGAUUUUGCAAGGUAGAUGGCACCACAGUAUCCAUGGGACUAUCUUUCAAUAGAGUAGAUGACAAUGUGAUGCCACUGGGAGACACUUUUAAUAGGGAAGAUAGUAGUUUUAUAUCCAUGAGUCAACCUCUUAACAAAAUGAACGCCAAUGAACUGACAGGUAGCCACAGCUUCAAGGAGAGAGAUUGUUAUUUAUCAGUUAAUCAUUCUUUUGAUAAGGAUGAUACAAGCAUUGCAACACAUGGUCAAACCUUCAGCAGAGAUGACAGUAACUCCAUUUCAGUAGGUAACUCAAUCAAGGAUAAUAGUCCUGCAUUCAUGGGUCAGUCAUUUAGGAAUGAUGAUAGCAGCAAUACACCACUGGGUCAAAACUUCAAUAAGACAACUGACUCCACUGCAUUAAUGGCUAACUGUUAUGGCAGGGUAAAUGAAAGUGCAAUUUCACUAAUGCAAACAUAUAACGAAGUUGACAGCAAUAAUGUGUCAAUGGGUCACUCUUUUGGAAGAGAGGGCAAUAUCAUUUCGUUUGGUGGAUUUGACAAUGAUGAUGAUGUUAAUGCAUCCGGUAGGCUCUUAUCUAGCUAUGACUUAUUGAUGGCUCAGUCAUCUGGCAAAAGAUCAGAAAACCCGUGUGAAAAGGGGUUGGUUGAAUCUAAUGCUGAUAAACUUACAAAUGCUUCCCUAAUUUCUGCAAGUGGUGGAGCUGUUACUAAGAAGGAUGAGCAAAAAGCAAAUAAAAAGCCUGCUCCAAACAGCUUCCCUUCAAAUGUUAGGAGUUUACUGUCAACUGGUAUAUUUGAUGGAGUUCCUGUCAAGUACAUUGCAUGGUCACGGGAGAAGGAGCUUCGUGGCAUUAUAAAGGGUACCGGUUAUCUCUGUGGCUGUCAGUCCUGUAUCUUCUCCAAGACAAUUAAUGCAUAUGAGUUUGAGCGUCAUGCUGGUUGUAAAACAAAACACCCAAAUAAUCACAUUUACUUUGAGAAUGGGAAGACAAUUUAUGGGAUUGUUCAAGAGCUCAGGAAUACACGUCAGGAUUUGCUGUUUGAAGUUAUCCAGACAAUCAGUGGAUCACCUAUUAACCAAAAAUCUUUUCGUAUUUGGAAAGAAUCCUUUCUAGCUGCUACACGUGAACUUCAGAGGAUAUAUGCGAAGGAUGAAGGAAAACUAUUGUCUUGAAGUAGUGACAGUAAAAAGUGAGGAUUAAUCAUCAAGUUGUGCAUGAGCUACCAGAACUACUGCAAGCUCCUUUUCCUAGCCAAAUUGGGUAAAUUUUUGUUGAUGUAAAUUGCAUUUGGUGGAUGUAAAUUAUGACGGUCGGUUGAGGAUUUUAGACAUGGCUUAAUUUUAUUCCUCAGGAGGGAAGCCCCGCCUAGACCUCCCCUCUUCUUUCAUGGCACAAAUUGAUGAUUUUUUUUAUUUUUUAUUUCAUACUGCUGUGUUUGUUA